CCAUAGGGCUGGCCUUAGCGAAGUGUUCGCACAUCUCCAAUUCGCGACAACGACGACGGCGUCUAACUCAACAAUCGCGUAACGGAAUAAUCUCACCAAAUCCACAAUUUCGCACACAAUGGCCGACCAAAAGGCACUAAAGUACUACCCUGCUGAGGAGGAGGCGCAGAUGAAGAAGGCGCGCAAAACCGCACACCCGACCAAAUACCGCGACUCGCUCGCCCCCGGAACCGUCUUGAUCCUCCUCUCAGGCCGCUUCCGCGGCAAGCGCGUCGUGCUCCUACGCCAACUCGACCAGGGCGUCCUCCUCAUUACCGGUCCCUUCAAAUCCAACGGCGUCCCUCUACGCCGCGUGAACCACCGCUACGUCAUUGCCACCUCGACCGUCGUCGACAUCUCCGCUGUAGACACCGAAGUCGUUUCGCGCGUAUCCAAGGACGAGUACUGGGCACGUGAGAAGAAGGACGAGGACGAGUUCUUUAAAGAGGGGAGUGAGACGCCGGCUAAGAAGGAAGUUGAUCCUCAGCGGAUUGAAGACCAGAAGGCCGUGGAUAAGAGCAUCAUGGCUAGUAUCAAGAAGACACCUGAUCUGGAGGCUUACUUGAGCGCAAGCUUCAGCCUCCGGGGUAACGAGAGACCGCAUGAGAUGGUUUUCUAAAGGCGAAGUAGAGGGAAAGGAGAGGAUGGUAAUGAGAUGACGAGUCCAUGUGGUUUUUGGGACAUGAAUAUGAAGAAAGGAAAAAUUCAGGGCUUGCCUUUUGCUUGAAGAAAGAGUAUGUUCGAUUUGAAACGGGGAAUAUGGAGGAAAAAGUGAUUUUAAGGCGACAGAGCACGACUGAAUGCCUUGUUCGACUGCAAGUAGCGGCAAAAAGGCACGGUUUCAUAUGUAUAUGAGAUACCCAUGAAAUAAAACUACAUGAAUACAGAUACAAGAACGACAAGCUGCAUAUUCUUGCUACAUUUGGUAAGAAUAUGGUAUUCCAAGUCCGGUCC
Molecule: messenger RNA, 993 nt
Organism: Bipolaris sorokiniana ND90Pr
Lineage: Eukaryota; Fungi; Ascomycota; Dothideomycetes; Pleosporales; Pleosporaceae
Exons: 3
Coding region: 119-658 (179 amino acids)
Biological process (GO): ribosomal large subunit assembly; cytoplasmic translation
Cellular component (GO): cytosolic large ribosomal subunit; ribosome
Molecular function (GO): RNA binding; structural constituent of ribosome
Source: RefSeq, a predicted model, not a curated record